Messenger RNA from Monascus purpureus, 886 nucleotides. The record is from the annotation of a GenBank genome assembly. NCBI's taxonomy places the organism in Eukaryota, Fungi, Ascomycota, Eurotiomycetes, Eurotiales, Aspergillaceae.
ACUGGAGUGUACGGUGCAGGCAUAAUAUGUGCUCGUCGACUCAACUAGCUUUGGGAGCCAUACAUCCAAUAGUAUCUUUUAGAUAUCGCUAUUGCUAACAAAAAACGCCAAAUCGCUAAGGAUUUACGUUCCAUUACCCUCUAAUUAGUAGCAGUUGAUACUUUGAAAACAGUACCUUUUUCUAAGAGUCUAUGCGAUAUAAGAAGAGUACAAUGUCCCUCUCGUUAUCGUACCAUCAUUCAAACCACAUCAAAAAUAUCUAGGCUACAACUGAGGCGGAAGUACUGUUCAAACUCACAAUUUACUCCACGUCUGCCCGCGAUGUCCGACAACAUUGAUCCCAACGCCAGAAGGGAAGUGAAUGACGCGAUUGCUAGCGCUGGGAGCAAUGCCAUUGGACAGAUGGUUGACACUGCCAAUUCCUCUAUCGAGAAGCGUCGCAGGAACAAAGAGAUACGAGCGAAACGCGAGGCUGAAGAGAAGGCCGCAAAGGAGGGAGGUUCUACUAAGAGCGGAAAGUCCGGAUAGACUGCCAUUCAGGCUGGUUACCUAGCCUUACUGGCAGUCUGUAGCCAGAAGCUUGACCACUGUUUCUACUAUCGUACCCACAACUUUUCUCUCUUUCAGUCGUUACUGUCUUUGGAAUGUAUAUUCUUUUCUAUUAACCUGGGAGAUCUGCUCUGAGGGAGAAGAACAUCUCAGUUAACAUUUACUCCUUAGCUCCCUUGAAUUUUUGAUUCUGGCGCUUUCAGUGGAUUGUUGAGUAGUCAGUUCUCUUGCGGAAGCGUUACGCAUCUUCUUCUCUAGCCCAACUUCGUAAUACCUAUUGACACACCCGUGUCGACGUAUUUAGGAGUUGAUUACUUGAUUUACUUUCUUGAUAUUC